Molecule: messenger RNA, 6169 nt
Organism: Notolabrus celidotus (New Zealand spotty)
Lineage: Eukaryota; Metazoa; Chordata; Actinopteri; Labriformes; Labridae
Gene: usp19
Product: ubiquitin specific peptidase 19
Exons: 26
Coding region: 504-5102 (1532 amino acids)
Biological process (GO): protein deubiquitination
Molecular function (GO): cysteine-type deubiquitinase activity
Source: RefSeq, a predicted model, not a curated record
AUAUUAUCCAGGAAGUGUGUUCUGCGCACUGUUCUUCGGUUCGGCCGGGCAGCAGCGGUGUGUAUUUGUCCCAAACAAAGUAGGACUCACGCCGCAGAGGCCAAAUGACACGAACAGACUGAGUAGGUUGUCAAAUCGUGUCUUUUCUUUAAACAUUUGAUAUAUGUAGAUGAACGUCAUCAGAAAUGGGUCCCGGAUAAGAAGGAAUUUUCCAGAAACACCGUGGACAGCGGGUGGUUUGGAGUGUGGGCCCGCGGCCGUGAAGGAGCUUACAGCCGGGAGAAGAGGAUCCAUUGUGUGCUACGAGCGGAACUCAAUUCUCUCCAGAUUGAAGCUCCGUCCCCAUCCCUUUCCAUCCUUCCUGAUUCAGUUCUGGGAGAGUUCAGACCAGUAUCAUCGCCAAGAUAGCCGGGCCAGGCAGGAAGAGGCACACCUCAGAUCCAGACCCCAGCAGCGGCAGUGAUUCCGGCGACGGGCAGCCUGUCAGCGCCAAGUGCCUGAAAAUGGCCAGCAGCGGUGGUAGCGAGACAGCGGGCCGUCGUGGUGGUGGUGGUGGUGGUGGGGCUCAACAGAGAGGGGGCGGCGGCGGCAGGGACAACAGCUCUGACCAGUCCUCCAGUUUGAGUAAGAAGAAGCAGAAGGACCGGGCCAAUCAGGAGAGCCAGGAGGCCAAGAGGGCAGCCGCUGCAGCUGUGGACGGGGUUAUUGCUGAGGUCAAGAAAGAUGUGUUUGUGGACUGGAAGCAAAAUGUCAAUGAAGUGACGGUCCGCCUGCGCUGUGGGGAGGGGGUGCAAAGGAUAGAGGAUGUCAGCACGGCUUUCACUGAUACACACUGCCAUGUGUGUUUCCCAGAUGGACGUGAGUGGAGAUGUCCGCUGCAGGAGGAAAUUGAGGCCUCAUGUAGCCGGGUCCAGUACAAAGAGAAGGGAGGUUUCCUGCUCGUCAUCAUGCAGAAGAAGAUUCCUUUUCACAUCUGGCCUUCACUUAAAUCUAACAAGAAGGAGAAGGAGGCGGUUACCACAGAGACCAAAAACGAUAAGGAGCUGGAGAUGAAGACUGUUGCCUUGGGUUCAUCAGAGACACCCAAACCGUCAUCCUCGCAGCCUUCCUCUUCACACACACACAGCGAGUCAAGGCGCGGUGGUGGUAAAGCUGUGAAGCGCUGCCUUAAAAACAAACCAGCUGGUGACAAAGCCACCGUGGACUCUGUAGGAGUGAAAAGUGGUGCUGGAGCUGGAGACGGCUCAGUCACCACCAGCAGCAGCAGCAGCAAGCCAGUGACGGUCACGAGAGGCGAGCAGCAGCAACCACAGGAGCCCAGCGCUAAGCGCACCGUUGUACAGCAGCCCAACACCACCAAGGAGGAGGCCGCUUCACCAGCAGACAGGGACGCAAAAUCUGUCAAGUCUACGUUAGCUAAUGGUAAAAGUCCACACACACACCUGCCCGCUGGUCGGAGCCCACAGACACAACGUAGAGACGGAGACAACAGAUCACAGAGACUAGACGGUGAUCCGGAUCCACAAUCAGGAGUUACUGUUGCUGCUUCUGCCAGCCAUACCAACACAACUCAGGUGGCAGAAGAGCAAAACCAGUCUCCUGACGGGUCCGGGGCGACAGCAAAUGGCAGCGAUAACCAACCAGCAGCUCCUGUCAGCACCAGCGACUGCCUCAAACCCGGGAGCUCCAACAACGAAGUGAGCUCUCCUGAAGGGCUGGGAGAUAAAACUGACUCUGAGCCAGAGACGAAACCUGUUGAGCAGGACUCAGAGCAGGAUACUCUGAUUCAUCAGCAGCUCCCAUCAACAGAAACAGGUUCUGUACCAGCUGAUUGUGUGACUGCCAAACGAGCAGAGUCACCCAGUUUAACCCCGAGGCGCGGCAGCUUUGAAGGGGAAGAGAAGAGGGACCAGUCGAAGGAGGAGCCGCCUCUGGAAAUAAAGGAGCAGGAAGCCCCAGAGCCGAUGGUCAACCUGCAACUUAUCAAGAAUGAUUCAUACGAGAAGGGCACGGACCUGAUGGUGGUCAAUGUUUACAUGAAGGGGAUCUGCAGGGACACAGCCAGAGUCAUCUUCAGGGAACAGGACUUCACUCUCAUCUUUCAGACGAGUGAUGCUAACUUUCUGCGGCUCCAUUCAGACUGUGGACCGAACACAGUCUUCAAGUGGCAAGUCAAACUCAGGAACCUUAUCCAGCCUGAGCAGUGCAGCUACUCCUUCACCCCGUCCCGACUUGACAUCACGCUGAAGAAGAGGCACAGCCAGCGCUGGGGGGGUCUGGAGGCUCCUGCAACACAAGUGGGCGGCGCAAAAGUUGCCGUGCCCUCCGGUCCUGCUUGCUUGGAGAAGAGCCAGCCGGGCAGCAGCCAGCACAGCCUGCCAGCCAAGGAGGAGCCUCCGAGGGUCGGGGAGGAGAAACCCAAGACUCCUAAAGCUUCAACAAGAGUUGAGGAUGCUGGUCUUGAUGCGGUGGCUCCUCGCUCAGUCUCUGAGCAUGUUUCAAUCAACAAGCCAGAGCCCACUGUUACCACGCCUAAACCGACCUGCAUGGUGCAGCCCAUGACCCACGCAUCUCUGGCAAGCAAUGAGCGCCAUGAAGAAGAAGAGGAGAAGAAGGUGUGCCUGCCCGGCUUCACAGGAUUGGUCAACCUAGGAAACACCUGUUUCAUGAACAGUGUCAUCCAAUCCCUGUCCAACACCAGAGAACUCAGGGAUUAUUUCCACGACCGAGCGUUUGAGGCAGAAAUCAACUGCAAUAACCCGCUAGGAACAGGAGGCAGGCUCGCCAUCGGUUUUGCUGUGCUGCUCAGGGCCCUCUGGAAAGGAACACAUCAUGCCUUUCAACCUUCAAAACUCAAGGCGAUCGUGGCCAGUAAAGCCAGUCAGUUUACAGGUUAUGCUCAGCAUGAUGCUCAGGAGUUCAUGGCCUUCUUGCUGGACGGGCUUCAUGAAGACUUGAACCGCAUCCAGAAUAAACCUUACACGGAGACGGUGGACUCUGACGGACGGCUGGAUGAGGUGGUGGCGGAGGAGGCAUGGCAGAGGCACAAGAUGAGAAAUGACUCCUUUAUAGUGGACCUCUUCCAAGGCCAGUUCAAAUCCAAGCUUGUGUGUCCCACAUGCUCAAAGGUGUCGAUCACCUUUGACCCUUUCCUCUACCUGCCUGUGCCCUUGCCUCAGAAACAAAAGGUGCUCUCAGUUUUCUACUUCGCCAAGGAACCUCAUAAAAAACCCAUCAAGUUCUUGGUGAGUGUGAGCAAGGAGAACUCCAGCACGGCUGAAGUCCUUGAAUCCAUCUCCAGGAGUGUCCGGGUUAAACCAGAAAACCUCAGACUGGCAGAGGUUGGCAAGAACCGCUUCCGCCGCAUGUUCCUGCCGUCCCAUUCCCUGGACACAGUGUCGUCCUCUGACAUGUUGUUUUGCUUUGAGGUGCUUUCCAAAGACAUGGCCAAAGAGAGAGUCAUACUGCUCAGAGUGCAGCAGAGACUGCAGGUCCCUAACAUCCCCAUCUCAAAGUGUGCUGCCUGCAUGAAGCCUCCAGUGUCUGACGAAGACAAGCUGAAACGCUGCACUCGCUGCUAUCGCGUGGGCUACUGCAAUCAAGCCUGUCAAAGGACCCACUGGCCCAAUCAUAAAGCUCUGUGUCGACCCAACACCGAGAACGUGGGCCUGCCUUUCCUGGUCAGCGUUCCCGAGUCUCGACUCUCCUGUGCCCGCCUCACACAGCUUCUUGAAGGUUACUCCAGGUUUUCUGUCAACGUGUUCCAGCCUCCUUUCCAGUCAGGCAGGACCUCCCCCGAAACAACAAGAAGUCGGGACCUUCCCCCGAUGCCAGCAGGCUCUCCUGACGGCCCCGUGCCCGGAGCUGAGGCGGACAUGUCUGAGAGCUGUACAGUAGGAUCAGCUGAUCAGGACCUGGAGAGCCCGUCUCUGCUGCCUGAAUCUCACGAAGAGAGUGCUCAGGCCUCAGCUCUACAACCUGCAGAGUCAGAAUCCCUCUCCUCCUCCCAGUCCUCCCUCUCCACAACUCGGACUACAGAUUCUGGAUUCUCAGAGCCAGUCACCUCCACCUCCUGCUGCUCUCUGGACCCCCAUGCGGAGAAAGAGACUUCUUGUGAGAAGGCUGUACGGCCAGAGGCUGCAGUCACAGGGUAUCAACAUCCAAGUGAGUCCGCCUCAGGACAUGGCUGCCAGUUCUACAUCGCCCUGCUGGACGCCAACAACAAAGAACAGAGGCUGGAUGAGAAAGAGGAUGCCCUGGAAACACUUCCUGAAGAUGCCACCCUGGAGCUGGUGUGGAAAAACAACGAGCGUCUGAAGGAGUAUGUCCUGGUGAGCUCAAAGGAGCUGGAGUACGAGGAGGACCCCAGCUCUCUGAGUGAAACCACCAGAGCAGGACACUUCACCCUGGAGCAGUGCCUCAACCUCUUCACAAAGCCAGAGGUCCUGGCACCAGAGGAGGCGUGGUACUGUCCAAAGUGCCAGCAGCACCGAGAGGCCUCCAAACAGCUUCUGCUGUGGCGUCUGCCCAACGUUCUGAUCAUCCAGCUCAAACGCUUCUCCUUCAGGAGCUUCAUCUGGAGGGAUAAGAUCAACGACAUGGUGGACUUCCCUGUCAGGAAUCUGGAUCUGAGUAAGUUCUGCAUCGGCCAGAAGGAUGAAAUGCAACAACCCCCCAUCUACGACUUGUAUGCUGUCAUUAACCACUACGGAGGAAUGAUCGGAGGCCACUACACGGCCUACGCUCGUCUGCCGAGUGAUAAGAACAGCCAGCGCAGUGAUGUCGGCUGGCGUCUGUUUGAUGACAGCACAGUGACGAUGGUGGAGGAGAGUCAGGUGGUGACGCGUUACGCCUACGUCCUGUUCUACCGGCGACGAAACUCCCCUGUGGAGAGGCCGCCUCGCUUCCUCAGGCCCGCAGGAGCAGAGUCGUCCACCGCAGGAGGAGCUACUGCCAGCCAGGCCUCUAGCCAGUCACUAUUUGGGCCAGACCUUGAUCCCGAAGGACCGCCUACGUUGACACAAGAGGUUCCCUCCGACCUCUUUGCCCACUCUGGAGAGUGCGCAGCGCCAUCCUACAGCAACAUGGAGGAAGUGGACUAGACAUGGGUGAGGACUAAAAGGAAGCUCAGAGCCAAUCCAGGUCCUGAAUGGAAGUCGCUCCUCAGCUAGAGGACACAUCAGAGCUCUGAAGAGUCUGGUGUCACUAAACGCUGCGAUGCUGAAAGACCUGGAGGUGGUCUGUAAGGAUUGGACUGCACCUACUUGUGAAAGACCUUUAGAUGCACACAUAGAGGUGCACUAACUAGACCCUCACGUGGCUGAUAUAGUCACAAUAAAAUACUUACCCAUGAUAAACCCUUAACAAGCUGUAAACGUAGUUCUUCUCAUUAAGUGCAUAUAGUGACACAGAAGCUAACACUCGUCAGUAACCCCAGAGCUCCUGUCAGCAGCUCCCUAUAGACGCUGCUACAGGAGACAAACUCAAAACAUAGUUGAGUGAAGUCCCUGCCAGGCCGCCUCUCUUUGGGGUCUGGUUUUAAGCUAAAGAAUCCUCACUGUUAACCUUAACCAGACAUGUUAAUCACAGGGAAAGCUACAGUACAGAUAAUUCAAGUUACUUUGGGGAGUCUGAGGGCGGAUUGUUGCAGUUUGAGUGCUUUUGUCUCUUUUGGUUGAGUUUUUCGAGGUAUUUCCUGGUAUGACUUGUUUGUGGCAGGCUUUUCUGUAACGGAUCGGAUGUAAAAAGAAGAAAACGAGAGACUGGUGCUGACCUGCUGCUUUUUUGAUACAGAGGGCACAUGCUUUUUCUGUCUUUUGUCUCAUCAUAAAGUUCUUUCUGUUUUUGCUGUAGUGUAUUGUUCUUGUUUUGCUCUUUUCUUUUUGUACUUGUUUAGAUAUUCGAUCCUGUGGAUGCAAUUAUCAAAAGGCUUCAGUAUAACUGAAAUGUGCAUGACUGCAUGUCGAUACAGGCUGUGACCCCGGCCCCUGUUAAAUACCUCCCUCUCCUCUGAAACUACAUUUGGGUUCUUUUAGUUUGCGUGAGUUGUCCAGUCUCAGCCUCCCUUUCUUUGUAAUGAAUUGCAUAAAUAAAUUGGGGAUCAUUAAGAUAAUGCUGUGGAUACAUAUAAAUGGUUAAUAUAAAUAAAAAUGGUUUGGGAAACUGGUGA